UCAAACUGCAUGGUCUACAAGCUGGGCUUCCAGAUUACAUCUGGGGCAGGUGACCCAGAUCCCCCCUGUUACUCCCUUCAGUACUCAGCAGACUAGCCCUCCUUCUUCUUACCUGAAACUUAAGAGAGGUGUUCCGAUGGAGAAGAACUGAGGAAAAAGGCAAGGCAUUUCACAUUCCACUGAGAGCCAAAUCCACACGUAAGGUGCUUCCAAAGUCAGUAAGACUCCUCACUAACAGCACGUCUGCAUCUUUUGCCUGCAAACUGCUACUCAUGCAUGGCUCCAGAACUGUAGUUCCAAAAGAGUUCUGCUGUUCCGUCACCUGUACAGGAGUCACAGACUCCACUUUCAGAGGUUAGAGAUGCGCCUAAAGAACGCGACAUGCUUGUGAAAUGGACGAGGACAAACCUACAGAAUCCUCCCAUCCUGGGUCAAUUCCUGGAAUGAAAUGAUUUUCUCUAAGUCUGUCAUAUGAAUUGUUCAAUGUACACAGUGACUGUUUUCUGUGGAAAACACCCAUGAUCCCUUAAUUACAGUAAGAAUAUUUUCCAUAUUUAAGUAGGGGAAGAUUGAUUAAGGAAAAGGUGGUUUUAUCCUUGUAGUAAUGGGUUUCAGAUGCUUUCAGUACAACUUUGUCUUCUGAUAUUUUAUUUGGAAUGAAAAUAUUUUCUUCUGAAUUACAAGCUCCAUAGUUUCUAGUUAUAAAAUACAGAGAAUUGAGACUGUAAAGAUUUCAUGUACUGUUCAUGGCUUAUAUUAUAAUAUCUUUCAAUAAGUUGCCUUAUUGAAAGUACUUUUAGUUAAGUAUUAAUAAAUACAUAAGUAUGAUGUGAAAGUCAUAUUUAGUUUAUAAUAUACACCAUUUUACUAUAGGCUGGGGUUAAUGUCUCUUAGUAUAGGGUACACCAUAUGUCAGUACUUGUGUUUCAGUUUUCCCUAUUAUACAAGACAAAUAGUGUUUCUAUUGGCUUCCUAAUAUAAAGCCAAUUUAGAGUUACUUACAUACAAUUCCUCAAGGAGAAAUACUAGAGAAAAUUAUACUACCAUCAAUUUAUUUAUAUCUCAAUAAUAUACUUAAAUAUUGAAUCAUUAUUGAUGAUUGCUUAUGCAAUCAAUCUUUCUGCAUAAAUGUAAACUUGUACAAACAGAAUGAUAAAUAGUACUACCGGUCUGAUAAAUUGACAAAGCUAAUAAAACAAUAAGUGUAUGUAUGUGCUAUUUGAGGAACACAGUGAAGUAAAAUCGUUAGAAUAAUGUCUGAUUAAUGUAGCUGCUUAAAUACAAGUCCAGACAGGUUCAACUUUGCACACACACACACAAAUAAAGUUUGAAUUUGGAAAAAUCAAUAGUCUGUGUCCCCUAAGUGAUAAUUACAUUGGGAAUUAGAUGAAUACUUUUGCCUUUCAUGGAGUUAUGAAUGCAGCAAUUACUCACAAGUCUCUUUAGAUGAGAAAUUCAUGUUUUGUAGUAGCCUUAAUAAUUACACAACUAACUCUCUGAGAGAUGUUCAUAAUUUUUAGUGUGAGCUGAUAUUAAUAUAAAGAAUGUUAAAUUACAGUAGACAAUAAAACUUGUAGUUCAUGCUUCAUAUUUCCAUACAUGAAUCACUGGAUCAGAGAAAUAAUCUGGCAUUGGGAGCUGACGCAAUGGUCACCAGAGAUUUGACAAUGGGGAUGAUAUACCUAGCACAAACCACCACUGGAAUCCUGGGGAAUUUCUCUCUUCUUUCCCAUUAUCUCUAUCUCUAUUUCACAGGAUGCAAGUUUAGGUCCACAGAUUUGGUCAUCAAACACCUGACUGUAGCCAACUGCUUAGUCAUUCUUUCGAAAGGAGUUCCCCAAACCAUGGCAGCUUUGGGGAUGAAGCAUUUCCUCAGUGACAUUGGGUGCAAGCUUGUGUUCUAUGUGCACAGAGUGAGCAGGGAUGUGUCCACUUGCACCACCUGCCUCUUGAGUAUCUCCCAGGCCAUCACCAUCAGUCCCAGGAAAAUUAGAUGGGCAGAGCUUAAAGCAAAAGCUCCCAAGUACAUUGGGUCCUGCAAUAUCCUCUGCUGGAUGUUGAACCUGAUACUAAAUGUCAUGGUGCCUGUCUAUGUGACUGGCAAUGGGAGUGACAAAAACAUCACAAAGAAAACUGAUUAUGGCUACUGUCAUUCUGUGAGUCAUGGCAAAUUCACAGAUUCCCUGUAUGUAGCACUGGUGUUACUCCGAGAUGUUUUCUUCAUGGGCCUCAUGCUGCGGGCCAGUGGCUUCAUGGUUUUCACCCUGUACAGGCACAGGCAGCAGGUCCAAUACAUCCAUGGGACCAAUAUCACCUCCAGGUCCUCCCCAGAGUCCAGAGCCACCCACAGCAUCCUCGUCCUGGUGAGCACCUUUGUGUCUUUGUGCACUCUCUCCUCCAUCUUUCACAUUUGCUUGGCUGUUUUAAACAAUCCCAGUUUGUGGCUGGUGAAUACCUCUGCACUAAUUGCUGGGAGUUUCCCAACUGUGAGCCCCUACAUUCUCAUGAGACAUGACUCCAGGGUGCCCAGCCUCUCUUGUGACCAUUUAAGGAAUACCAAAUCCCUUAUUUAACAAUACUGUGUAAACUACAUGCAUAUUUAAAAUGGGUUUUUCUCUAUAUUUUUCAAGUUAGAUGUUUUUACUUGAGAAGUAAAGUGAUAGUAAUAGAGCUCAGUACCCAUUUAUUCACUCCUAAAAUCUCUUAAUAGCCCCAGAUCAGAGCCUAAAGCUGUGAACCAGAAGCUCAAUUGAGGUGCCCCAUGUCAGAGGCAUGAACCCAAUUACCUGAGCCACCACAACUGCCUCCCAGGUCUGUAUUAGCAGGAAUCUUGGGUUGGGAGCAGAGCUGGGUAUUGAACCUUCAUAGCUCUCAUACUGGAACUGGCAUUCCUCUCUGGAAUCGACAAUGCUAAAUUCUUUGUUCAUUGAUUUCUCUGGAAGUGGAGGCGCUUUUGUGAAACAGUCACAGUACAAGGAUGUGGUAAACAGGACAGUCUGAAUUUCUGCCAUCGAUCAGAAAUAAACUGAUCAGCAAUUGUAAAUGAUUUUCUAGGUGGUUGUCACAUUAAUUCCUGU
Molecule: messenger RNA, 3077 nt
Organism: Oryctolagus cuniculus (rabbit)
Lineage: Eukaryota; Metazoa; Chordata; Mammalia; Lagomorpha; Leporidae
Source: RefSeq, a predicted model, not a curated record